Molecule: messenger RNA, 4002 nt
Organism: Argiope bruennichi
Lineage: Eukaryota; Metazoa; Arthropoda; Arachnida; Araneae; Araneidae
Exons: 2
Coding region: 199-1134 (311 amino acids)
Biological process (GO): ubiquitin-dependent protein catabolic process; protein ubiquitination
Cellular component (GO): cytosol; ubiquitin ligase complex
Molecular function (GO): ubiquitin protein ligase activity
Source: RefSeq, a predicted model, not a curated record
GAUUCAGAAUCGUAAUCGUAAAUUGAAGAAUUUCAAUGUUUAUUUAUUUUCGUCAAAAUAGCUGCCGAGAUCAAGAUACUGUUAUUUGUUGUGACAUUGUAUGAUUAUAAUACUACGUAAGAUGAAAUUACCGGUUUACUGCAUGAUAUGUCUGUUCUAAUUUUUUGAACAAUUAAUUAUGCACGGUUCGUGAUUUGAAUGGAUAUUCAAGGAACUUGCUACACAAUGGCUAACCAAAUUUUAAAAUCCAUUUGGGAAUCCUUGACCUCUAAUACUUCAAACAUGUUCCGACAUGCUGAAGACUCCUAUCGUAAAAAUUCAACCAUGGCCAGCCUUAUUAAUCAAGUUCUUUUUUUCAUGUUAUGUGAUUGCUGGUUUUGCCCAGAAGACAGACUGACUGGUCUGUAUUGUUUAUUAUUUUACAAUGUCACUGGUUACAUGAUUACUUAUGCUGAAAAACUAUUGAACUUACAUGAUUAUUCACCUAUAAUUAGAGUUUCAGAACAUUCUAAUAUUAGACAUCUAGCCAUGACAGCUACAAAAGUAGUUCUUGAUCUCGCAAAAGUUGUGACUUUUGCUAUUACUGGUGUAUUUUUAUUACUCGUUUUUGGUCUCGAACAGGGCCUAGAGCAUUUUAACCCCACUUGGUGCUAUAUUUUUAUUACAGCUGUGUAUUAUAUAACAACAGAACCCAGUUGCCAGAAAAAGUGUUCAUUGCUACUUUCAAAAUUACAACUUGAUUGCUUUGAGAAUUUAGAAGAACUAUGGUAUCCAGUGCUGGUACAUGUAUUUUCAUCCCUAGCUUCAGUUCUAAUGGUCACAAUUGUAUGGUUUGGUACUGAAGGAGGCUGGCUUCUUAUAUUUUCAUCUGGUUAUAUUAAUGUCUACUUGUGCCUUAAAAAUAUGGGUGAUCAUUGGAAUGUUUUGUUGAGAGAAAAAUCAGUUUUAGAUAAAUAUCGUUAUGCUACCAAAGAGGAAUUAAAUGAAAAAGAUGAUGUCUGUGCUGUAUGCUUACAGUCAAUGAAAAGAGCUAGAGUAACUCCUUGUCAGCACAUGUUUCAUAGUGAAUGUUUGCGAAUAUGCUUGAAACAACAAAUACACUCUGUUUGCCCAAUGUGUAAGCAAGAUUUGUAACAUAACCUAGCAGUGAUGAUACUAUUUUGCUUACAUAUAGCUUAUAAUUAAAUCUAGGAAAUUUGACACUAAAUAACAUUUUUAAAUUGAUAAAAAAUUAUAUUUGAUAUGAAAAAUAAUUACGCUGACUUUUUGGCAAUUGACUGUUGCUGAUUUAUAUGCAGCUGUGAUUUUCUGAUAGUAUAUAAAAUGCUUUGUUUUUACUACCAUUAGAUUAUUUUGCAUUUUCUUAAAAGUUUUUCUAAUGCAAUUGAUUCUAUUAAAAUAAACUUUUAAAAAGAAAAUUGUAGAUUUUAAGCUGCUAUUUUUAUUUUGAAGUAUAUGUAUAUAUAUUCAAUUAAUUGAAUAUGUAUAACUUGUUAUGACAAAUCUAUUAUUAUAAGGUGCUACAAUUUAUUUAGUUGGAUUGCCUUUUUUUCUAUCAAAUGAUAAUUUCAUAGAUUAAUAGAAAAUUCAGAAAAUAUACAAUAAAUUUAAAUUGAAUGGAAGUUAUAUGUGAUGAUUGUAAUCUUUAUAAUUAUCAUUCUUGUCUUGUUAAGAUCAUAAUUAUUAACACAGUUAGAAACUUAAAGAAGACAAUUUUAUUCUAUCAACAUAAAAUUCCUUUUAAAAUCAAUAAAAAUAUCCUUAAAUUGUAUAUUUUCUGCUUAUUGUGAUUUAGAUUUAUUUCAAAAGUUCUAUUCAAAAUGCUUUGUUUAAAGGACACAGAUGUGGAUAUAGAAGGAAUAUGUUUGAAUUAUCUGCUUAGCUUAUAGCAGGGUUUCUUCUCUUGUGACCCAAUACAAGGAUAUGUGAUACAAUUUUCAGGUUGUGAAAAUUUUCAAAACUUCAUUAUUAAUUAGUGAAAAAAAAGUGACAUUUUAUUACUAAAUAAUGUAUUAACUAAAUGAGAAUUCUUGCAUUUGAUUUUUUUGAUUUUUCAGAUUUUUUUUAGUGAUUAAAAUUAAAAGUAUGAAUAUUUUUUUAUGAUAAAAAUGUUUGUGGGUUUAAAAUAUUUUGCAAAAUAUGAUUGAAGGUUUGUAUUCAAAUUUAGACAUUCUAAUUUUUAGAAAUACAUUUUACUGGCUCGAAUAUCUGAAAAUAUUAUUCUUUACAUAAUCUUUUGGAAGUGUAUGCUUAUCGCUUGGAAUGUAAUAUUUGGCUAUGAUACAUUAAGUGGGGAAAAAAGGAUUUUCUUCAAAAAACAUUUGAUUACUUCCUAGUAAGCCAGUUGUUACCAAGAAAUACUGGAAUUAAAUUUCUCUUUGAGUAGUGUAUCGGUCACAAAAAUAUGCCAAUGCAGCAAUCUUGUAUUUUACUAUUUGGUAAAACACUACUAUUAAUUUUCAACAGAAGAUUAUUUUAUUUAUAGGUCAUUAUUACUGCUGUGUAGGUACAUAAAACUGAAUUAAAAAUGUUCACUAGGAAUGUUUUAAAAAGUCCUGUUGUGCCGGUAAAUUUUAUAAUAUAUACAUCAUAAUAACUUUUUUGGUGCAUUUUCAGUGAUAAGACAAUGACACAAGGUAUUUAUUCAGGUUAAUGUAUAAUAAUAGGCUUUGUAAUUUUAAGGGAAUAUUUUUUAUUAUUUAUUGAUUAGCGAAUAUGUAUUUUUGUAUUAAUAUUUGUAAAAUGAUUAGGCAGUAAUAGAGUGAUUUCUGUUUAAAUUUUAAUUUCCAAAAAAUAUUUCCUGCCACUAUUAUCGUACUUAAUUUUCCAAGAUCACAUUAUUUUUGACUAAUAUUUUUAUAAAUAAACAGUAGAUAUUUGUGCAAAUUUAGAGAUUUUUACAAAAUGGAAGUUUUUUUAUUACCUUGUAUUAUGCUUAUAAGCAAAUCAAUGCGUAUUGUAUUUUUAAUAGUAAUUAGAAAUGCAUUUAACAUAAUAACAUCUGCAAUUGAAAUAUAUUGAUUUGCUUACAUUAUAUUUGACUGAUUCUGCUACUUUUAAUUAUCAAUGAAAAAUGAUAUCAGUGAUUUUUUUUUUCACAUUCACUGUAGCAUUUGCUUAUGACUGUAUUAAAAUUUAAUCAAAAAAGAAAUAUAUAAUUUGCACUAAUAUUAAUUGAAAUUUCUUUAAUGUUCUAGUUAUAAAUGAUCUAUUUGAAGAUUUUUCUCUGGAAAAUGACAUAUAAAAUAAUUUAAUGAUUACAAUAAAUAUAACAUGCACUAAACAGAUUUAUCCAGAUGAGGAUGAAAACCAUUUUCUUUAACAACUUUGAUACAUCAGUAUGAUUUAUCCUAUUCAGUUCUUUCAGUAAAUGAAACUGAUAAACAGUAUUGCAUAUGCUUCCAAUUCAGUAAUUUAAGAAAAUAUUCCUUAAAUAACUGGAAAUUUUUGUAAGUGAAUUUCUUUUAAACAUGUAUGCAAGUUGCAUAUUACAAAUAGCAUACAUUUUUAUAUGAUGGGCUAGUAGAUAGCUCAUUAGAAAAGAUGAAUUAUUUAACUGGAAAAGAGCAAUCAUAUUUCAGUUCUUAUUUUCUUCAUAAUAAAUAAUUCACACUCUUUUAUUAUCAAAGUAUAAAACUAUUAACUUUUAGUUUGAAUUUUAUUCUAUUUUGACAUUUUAAUAAUAUGAAAUUUUAAUUGUUCUAGUCAUUAUUAGAUGUACAGAAAAUUGUAAUUUUACCUUUGUUGUAAUUUUUUUAAUGUUUGAAGAAUUUCAAAUGAUUUAUUUUUCUGUGUGUUAUAUAAGAAUAGAGUAGCUAUAUUAUCUGUUACUGAAACUUGUGUUAAUAUGGUGUGCUAAAUGUUAUAUUUGUUGAUAUGAAGCAAGUUUGUUGUUUCUAGUCAUUACUGUUUUUCAUUGCUUUAAUUUAGCAUGCAUUUAUGUAUGAUCAACAUAAACAGUUUGUAUUAUCAAAUAACUUUCCCAAGUUUAAAUAAAUUUGC